AAUAAUAUAUGUUAGAACCACAGAUAUCUGUAUUUUAAUUUUUAAUACCAUAAAAUGUAUUCGCAGGAAGCAUUCCAUACGAAGUUGGAAACUCAUCGGCACUUCAACAAUUUAUUUGUGUUCAAAUAACUUAAUAGGUGAAAUUCCGCAUUCAAUUGGCAAUUUAUCAAAUUUGAAGAUUUUGGAUAUGUCCCAAAACAAUCUUCAUGGUCCAAUACUUGCAGCCAUCUUCAAUCUCUCCAUGUUAAAAGUACUUGCUUUAGAUGUUAAUAGUAUAUUUGGGAAUCUUCCAUCUUCAAUUGCCAAUGGGCUUCCUAAUCUCGAAGGUCUCUAUCUUGGUGGCGAUCAAUUGAGCGGAGAAAUUCAUGCCUCUGUUUCAAAUUUUUCUAAGCUUAUCCACUUGGAUCUUAGUUACAACUCUUUCAAUGGACGAGUGCCCAUGAAUCUUGGGAAUUUACAGAACCUACAAAAACUCGGAUUGGAUAAUAAUGAGUUGACAAAUGAUCCUUCAAUGAUCGAAUUGGAUUUUCUUAUUUCAUUGAGAAAUUGUAAGAAUUUGAAGAUCAUACAGAUCGGAUUAAAUUCUUUUCACGGAUUAUUACCAAAGCCUUGGGUAAUUUGUCAACAUCUGUUGAAAUUUUCACUGCCGAUUAUACUGGCAUUAAAGGUAUCAUUCCUAAUGAAAUUGGUAAUAUGAGCAACUUGAUCGAGUUAAACAUUGGAGGCAAUGAAUUGACAGGAACGAUCCCUGACACAUUGGGUCAAUUAAGAAAAUUGCAAAAGUUAGGACUUGGUUUCAAUAAACUAGGGGGGUUGGUACCUUCCAACCUUUGCAAUUUGGUAAAUCUAUAUCAUCUACGUUUGAGCAAUAAUAAGCUUUCUCAACAGAUACCAACUUGUUUAGGAAAUCUUACCUCUUUACGAGAAAUGUAUUUAGAUUACAACUCAUUGACUUCCACUAUCCCAUCCACACUUUGGACUAACAAGAAAAUUCUGAUUUUGAGUUUAGCUUAUAAUUCGCUGAAUGGGUCAUUGGCUUUAGAAAUUGGAAGCAUUAAGAACAUGAGAGAGUUAUACUUAUCAGGAAAUCAGUUUCAGGUGAUAUUCCAAGCACUCUUGGGCAACUUCAAAAUUUGAAAAAUCUUACAUUAUCGAACAAUUAGUUACAUGGUCAUAUACCUGAGUCGUUUGGGAAUCUGAUUUCAUUGCAAAAUUUGGAUCUUUCCAAAAACAAUCUCUAUGGUGUAAUCCCCAAGUCAUUGGAGAAACUUGAGGACCUUGAGUAUUUCAAUGUUUCAUUCAAUGAAGUUAGUGGUGAAAUUCCAGGUGGAGGGCCUUUCAAAAAUUUCAGGUCAGAAUUUUUUGUAGGUAAUAGAGAAUUGUGUGGAGCAUCUCAAUUUAAAGUCAAGCCGUGCAAAAAUAAUACAA
This is a messenger RNA of Olea europaea var. sylvestris, 1428 nucleotides long. Its product is annotated as putative receptor-like protein kinase At3g47110. Gene Ontology annotation, molecular function: protein binding. Bases 188 to 697 code for a protein of 169 amino acids. NCBI's taxonomy places the organism in Eukaryota, Viridiplantae, Streptophyta, Magnoliopsida, Lamiales, Oleaceae. The transcript has 2 exons. The record is from RefSeq and is a predicted model, not a curated record.